Messenger RNA from Paramecium pentaurelia, 491 nucleotides. Lineage: Eukaryota; Ciliophora; Oligohymenophorea; Peniculida; Parameciidae. The record is from the annotation of a GenBank genome assembly.
AAUGGAUAAAUUUGGUACUUCCUUUCAGUCUGUUGAGGGACCAACUGAUGGACCUAAUCUAAAAAAUGCUAGAUUGGUAGGGGUAUACAUUGGAGCUAAUUGGAGUGUACCAUGUUAAAGAUUUACACCUUCAUUGAGUAAUUAAUUAAAUUAUUGAGCAGUCGAAUUUUACAAUAAAAUAAAUGAAGACAUAUAAUAAUUCGAAAUAAUUUAUCUUGGAAUGGAUGAGAAUGAGGAGAAAUAUAAAGAAAUAGUAAGUGAUAUGCCUUGGUUAUUUUAUGAUUUCAAAGAGUUUAUAAAAUAUUAAGUGUAUUAUGAAUAUAAAAAACAUAUACAAGGUAAGAAUAAAAAAAUAUAUAUAGGAAUACCAUGUUUACUUAUUUUGAAUCCGAAUAAUGGUUAAGUGAUUACAAAUUAAGGUAGAGGGACAAUUGAAAAGGAAGGUUAGGGAGCAUUUGAGAAAUGGUUAACUUAGAUGAGCUUCAAAUGAU